CCAUGCAUCCAUUCCUGUCUGUGGUACCUGCUGACUACUGAACUUAGCUAGCAGCCUUACCUUAGGAGGCACUUCUUUCCUGGAAUCCAAACAUGAACGAAGGUCCGAAAAAAUGAUUUUAACUAGGUUUUCUCCCGAGAAGUGAACCCUAAUCGAGGAAGAGAUGGGGGCCGUCUGUUGGGCUGUACCGUCUUAGCUGUUACGGCGUUUUGCUGGGUCCAUUUUGCGUGUAAUUGGAAGUGGAAAAGACAAAGAAAAGAAGCUUUCCAAUAGCUAGAAUGGUUUGGGCCUAAAAAGAAGACAAGAGAUUCUCGAAAGGAGAGCAUAUUAUGCACAGUACUACCUCAGAUGGAGACCGCAAUCCUUUUCAAGGGCUUGGGAAAAAAAAAAUCAACAACUGUACAAGCAACAUGAACCGUGAGGACCGGAAUGUGCUCCGAAUGAAAGAAAGAGAAAGGAGAAAUCAAGAAAUCCAGCAGGGAGGAGAGGCGUUUACAGCAAAUUCCCCCCUUUUCCCCGAACCUUACAAAGUGUCCAGCAAAGAAGAUAAACUGUCCAGCCGUAUUCAGAGCAUGCUGGGCAAUUACGACGAGAUGAAAGAACCAAUUGGAGAGGCACUUCCGAAGCUUAGCGCCAAACCCUCUAACAGCUCGUCUUCCUCCGAGGAGAAAUCUGGCGCGCCUUUAUUCGGCGAGAACCAACGAGGAGGUGGCAGCAGUCAGAGCAGUAAGUGGACUCCCGUGGGCCCUGCCUCAGCUGCCUCCUCAUCCCAGUCUCAGAAACGUUCCGGACUGCAAGGGGGGCACAGUAGCCAGAGGGGCAGCGGCGGCAGUAGCGGCAGCAGCGGUAGCCAAAGACACAGCGAAAAGAAGUCAAGCAAGCACAGCAGCGGCUCGGAGCACUCCAAGUCGCACACGUCGAGUCCAGCGAAGGGCUCUCUGAGCUCCUCCAGCGGCAACAGCCAUUCGCGGAGCUCCUUGGCCCCCGAGCAGCAUCACUGCAAGGAGCGCUACCGGUCCAAGUCCCCGCGAGACCGUGAGGCCAACUGGGACUCGCCCUCACGGGUUCACACCUCCUUCCCCAGCGGACAGCACUCGAGUCAGGCUUUCCCCCCAUCGCUCAUGUCUAAACCGGGCUCCAUGCUCCAGAAGCCCACGGCCUAUGUCAGGCCUAUGGACGGCCAGGAGACAGCGGAGGCUAAGAGCUCGCAAGCGGAAAGCUACAGUGGACAAUCUCACAGCAGCACCAUGGGGGAGAUGAAGUCCAAUGGCAAGGCCUCGCUCACCAAACUCAAGAUCCCUUCGCAGCCUGUUGAGGGAUCUGGGGAUUCCAACUGUGUUGACGAGAUUCUAAAGGAAAUGACUCAGUCCUGGCCCCCUCCAUUGACAGCAAUCCACACCCCCUGCAAGACAGAGCCCUCCAAGUUUCCGUUCCCCACCAAGGAUUCCCACUCCUUUUCAAGUGGACAGAAGCGAGGCAGUUCUUCCAAAAGCUCAAGCAGCCACCAGUCAAAAACCUGCGAUGACCAGCCAACUAUGCUGGAAGAUGACCUCAAACUCAGCAGCAGCGAGGACAGCGAUGGAGAACAGGACUCUGCCAAGAAUGCCUCAAGAAACACAUCAGCAAGCCAUAAUAGUGAAGGAGCCGAGCACUCGAGAGAUGAUUCAAGUAGCCACAGCGGCUCCGAAAGCAGCUCAGGUUCAGACAGUGAGAGCGAGAGCAGCACGAGUGACAGCGAGGCCAAUGAGCCCCUGCGGCCCGCUUCUCCUGAGCCUGAACAACCAAUGGCCAACAAGUGGCAGCUGGACAACUGGUUCAAGAAGGCAGCCCCACCGUCACCGCUGGAUAACAACAAUGUUCAAACCAAGAGUAAAAAAGAGGGAAGAGAAAACAGCUCAGGACGUGGCUAUAGUAGCCAGGGAGGGGGAUCGAAAGAUUCCUCGACACCGGCCCCAAGUCGGGACCUUCGGGCGGCACAGAAGGGCGGUGAGAGCGGCCGUGGUCGGCAGAAAUCCCCAGCCCAGAGUGAAAGCAGCACAGGGAACCGGAGGCCCGUGGGGAAAAAACAACCUAAAAAGUCGGAAAAGCCCCCGGUGGUGGAGGAGCCCAAAGGAGGCCUGAGGGUGGAAAGCGAGCCAGCACCUGAGAUCCCCCCUCAUCGACCCAAAGCAGCCACAAAGGGUUCCAGCAAACCCAGCAUCAAAAAGGAACCCAAAUCCUCUCCGCGGCCCAGCGCGGCCGCUGUCGCCGCCGCAGCAGACAAGCGCAAGGCCAAAACGUGCUCCAAGUCGACUCGCGAGAAGUCUCGAGAGUUUGUCGACACAGACUCCUCAUCGUCGGACUCUGAGGGCAACGACAGCAUCCCGUCGUCCUCGCAGACGCCAAAGUACACCGAAAGCAUCAGGACGCCCGUGUGCGCGUUCUCACCAAUGGAGGAGAAGGAGCUGCUGUCUCCACUCAGUGAGCCUGACGAGCGCUACACCUCCAGGCAACCUCCGCAAGUGUUGAUCGUCAAAAUAGAUCUCAACUUGCUAUCGAGGAUCCCCGGACGGCCGUACAAAGAGCCUGCAGAAAUAAAAGUGGAGCGGGAUGACUCCCAGGACAGAGAUGGCAAAGACUUCAGCAAGCAAAGUUCAGAAAAGAGCUUGAGCAAGGCCAAGAGGAAGCACAAGAAUGAUGAGGAGGGAGCCAAGCCAGACAGCAAGCGAUGCAAGCUGGAGGAAAAGUCUCAAACGCAUCAUAAAAGCAGCAGUAAAGAAUCGAAGAGGUCUUUGGAGAAAAAGGAAGAUCCGGUGCCCUCUCCGUCCAUGGCGGGCCUCCAGCGGACGCCGAAAGCCGAGCAUCCGAGUCGGAAGAGGACGGUCAGCCAGUCCUCCACGUCACUAUCCAGUGGGGCCGGCAGCGGCAAGGAAGGAGGCCACAGCACGAAGAGCACCUCCACCUCCAAGCACAGAAAAGGCGAGGACAAGGGGCGCAGCACUCGAGAUGGCAAGGAGAAAUCCUCAAAGGGCUGCGAUAACCAGCUGGCUGUGCCGCCGCUCUCCACCGACGGCUCCAAAUCGCAAAGAUCCAAGCUGCCGUUUGAAGACAGGGCCCACUCAGCAGAUCAUUACUUACAGGAGGCCAAGAAACUCAAACAUAAUGCCGAUGCACUGCUGGACCGUUUUGAGAAGGCCAUUUACUACCUGGACGCCGUGGUGUCUUUCAUUGAGUGUGGCAACGCCCUCGAGAAGAGUGCCCAGGAGGCCAAGUCUCCUUUUCCCAUGUAUGCCGAAACAGUGGAACUUAUCAAGUACACAAUGAAGUUAAAAAGCUACAUGGCCCCUGAUGCGACUCCAGCCGACAAGCGGGUAGCCGUUCUUUGCCUACGAUGUCAGUCUCUUCUCCACUUGCGUUUAUUCAAGCUGAGGAAAGACAGCGCUCUUAAAUACUCCAAAACUCUUACAGAGCAAUUAAAGAACUCUCUGAGUAACACCCAGGCUCCCUCUCCUGGAAUGGGGAACAAGGCAGCGGGCAUGCCUUCGCCAGUGUCCCCAAAGCUGUCGCCGGGUACGGCGGGCAGCUACUCGUCAGUGAGCAGCAGCAGCAGCGCCGGCUCGUCCGUCACGAUACCUCAGCGCAUCCACCAGAUGGCCGCCAGCUAUGUGCAAGUCACCUCCAACUUUCUGUACGCCACUGAGGUGUGGGACCAGGCGGAGCAGCUGGCCAAGGAGCAAAAAGACUUCUUCCAGGAGUUGGACAAAGUGAUGGGCCCUCUCAUUUUCAACACCAGCAGCAUGACUGAUCUGGUGCGUUAUACCAGGCAGGGCCUGCACUGGCUGCGACUGGAUGCCAAGCUGGUUCCCUAGCGAGGACUCUGGGUUUUUACCCCCCACCCCCCUUCCGACCCUGCACGCUGCUCUUCCACCCUCCCACAGCCACACCUCAGCGAAACGCACACAGUCCACCUCUGAUCACACACACACACACACACACACACACAUGACUAUGAACUUUUCAAGAAUAUCUCCUAGUGCGUGUGUGUGCACGCAUCUUUUUAUUUGUGUGUGUGUGUG
Messenger RNA from Hippocampus comes (tiger tail seahorse), 4055 nucleotides. It is a transcript of the gene aff4, whose product is annotated as AF4/FMR2 family, member 4. The record is from RefSeq and is a predicted model, not a curated record. The transcript is spliced from 22 exons. Gene Ontology annotation, biological process: regulation of gene expression. Gene Ontology annotation, cellular component: nucleus; super elongation complex. The coding region runs from base 330 to 3848 and encodes 1172 amino acids. NCBI's taxonomy places the organism in Eukaryota, Metazoa, Chordata, Actinopteri, Syngnathiformes, Syngnathidae.